AGCUACCCCGACCGCGAUCUACUCUCACCGUGAUCAGCUACUACUGGUACCGCGACCACUACCGCGAACAGCUACGAGCACCCGCACCCCAACGACAGCGGCUUCCCCAGUACCCGCGAACAAACCGUUGCCACGAUCACGAUCGUUGUGGCAUUGACCCCAGCGGUGACCACCCUCGAACUCACCACUACCACCAGCACCACAACCUAGAGGUUGCCUUCAGGCCCCCACCACACUCUACUCCCCCAACACCCCUUACACCUAUCCCCCCACUACCAUUGGCACAACCCCCACCAUGCCCGCUACAGUUCCUGCUUCCACUGCCAACGUCGCCGGCUCAUUCAUAAACGACGCUGGCCGCCGCUGCAGCCGCCGCGUCGCGUCUCGCGCGCCUGCGCCUGCCCCAACACCUGCUGUGAAUGCCACAAGCGCGGCGCCGCGGCCACGUGCUCGCGCUACCGGCCCGGCAUCCCGGGCCGCGCCCGCCAACGCCGGCUCGAAGCGCAAGUGCGGUGCGGGGAAUGGGGAGGCAGAGCAGGAACAGGAGAAGCCCGCUAAGAAAGUUAAGGGCAGCGAUAAGACAACGAAGAAAGACGACGCGUCCAAGAAGGACGAUGUACCCAAGAAGGACGAUGCACCGAAGAAGCGCAAGCGCGGCACUGCUGAUGAGGCGGAGAAGGAGGAGGAUGAAGAGGAGCGUCCCAGAAAGCGUAGGACGGGGAAGGAGGGUGGGCAGAAGGAGGGAAAGGACAGUGCAUGCAACAAGCGCAAGCGUGCUUCCGAGGAGGAUGAGGAGGAUGAGGAGAAAGAGUGUCCAAAGAAGCGGAACACCGCUGGCAAACAGAUGAGCAAGGCUGCUGGAACGAAGAAGACAACCACGACGAAGAAAGCUACCACGACUAAGAAGCCCUCCGCGACGAGGAAGGGCACCGCGGCCAAGCGCACGAAGACCACCCAGAACACUCAAAGUAUCACAACCCCUACUGCCUGCCUCGACCAGCGCGCGCCUGAGACUAGAGACAACGGGGAGGGCACAAGCUCGACGCCCAGCUCCACGCCGGCGCAGGACCACACCCCGCAGCCAGCGCAAAACCCUACCUCACAUCCCACCGCAUCAACCUCCAGGCCCAAAACACCCCGGCGCAGGCUCACAUCCAUCCCUCCGCCCGAGGCCUGGGGACCGGACCGCACAGCGUCCCGGCCCAAACACCCAUACACCACGCCACCGCCCGUCCCUCGUGGCAAGUACGCCCCCGCUCACCCUACCCACACACCCGAGGGCCUGCCCAUCCGCUUCCCUCAGCCCUUCAAUGAUCCGAUCCCAGAGACUAUCCCCGAACAAACCUACGAGCCUACUCUUCCCUUCCCCAAUGCCGAGGAGUACGGGUACGCGCCGCUCGGGCAGCGCACGCGCGACCACGCCCUGCGGCGGCAGCGCGCCACGUUCUUGCCGCCGGCUCAGCAGGUCGCCCCAUCCGAAAGCACCGAGCCUUCCGCCCCACCCUCGCAGCCUCCCAUCCUUUCUCCGGCGCCCUUACCGCCAUCCCGCCGCAACAUCCUCAUCCCCACGCCGCGGCUGCCCUCCCAGCCCGGGCCCGACUGGCUCAUCGACCCCACGAACACGCGCGCGCGCAGCCCGCGCGGCUCGCACUACCGCUGGCACGAGCGCCGCCUGCACGACUGGAUCCCCGACUGGAACGUCAUGGCGCUGUUCUCCGCGCACCAGCGGCAGAAGCACGCGAAUUACAAGGCGUUCGUGAGGGGGCACCUGACGUUCGCGAAGCACCGGCCCGUGGACGAGACGGAGGAGGCCGUGCUGUAUGGCGAGUACGUGCCAUAUACGCGGCAGCCGCUGCGGCGGCACGAGCAGCUGGUGCAGUUUGGGUGGGUGAAGUUGGAGGGGGAGGAGGAAAGGGAGGCGGAGCGUUUGUGGGAGCAGUGGCGGCCGCGGCUUGAGCAGCCGGUCGCCUCCACGAGCAGGCUGCCCGAAGCAUCUACGAGCAGACUACCUGAGAUCCGCGUUGCGACUGCCAACGAGGUAGAGCACGAGGAGGUCGAUACGGCUAUCGAGAAAGAGGUCGAGGAGGAAGUGACUUACGUUGGCAAAGGCAAGGGCCGGGCGCUGUAAUUGGUUGAUUCUUCCUGUUCUUUAUUCCUCUUUUCUUUUCGUCGCCUUUCUUCUUUCCCAUUUGCCUGUAUCUGGAUCUGUUCAAGAGCAUCGUGAACGACGUGCGCGACAUGUACCAGCCUUCCGCUAUCGUGUUGCAGUGUUUUCUCAUAUCUCCUCUCCUCACGUUCGUGACUUUCUCCCAUUUCUCGCUGUAUCCUACUAUAUAUACCCUUGCCAUCUUACUCACUGUGAUUUGCUUAUACCCACUUAGAAGCUAUACGUAUCCCUGUGUUAAAUUGUCUCUUUCUCUCGCGUGUUUCUCUUGUUCUUUCCGGUUUCUCUUACUCAAGAAGGAUAUCUGCGCCACAGCUCG
Molecule: messenger RNA, 2483 nt
Organism: Schizophyllum commune H4-8
Lineage: Eukaryota; Fungi; Basidiomycota; Agaricomycetes; Agaricales; Schizophyllaceae
Exons: 3
Coding region: 296-2128 (610 amino acids)
Source: RefSeq, a predicted model, not a curated record